Laccaria bicolor S238N-H82 is the source of this 252-nucleotide messenger RNA. RefSeq lists its product as uncharacterized. Bases 1 to 252 code for a protein of 83 amino acids. The transcript is spliced from 3 exons. Lineage: Eukaryota; Fungi; Basidiomycota; Agaricomycetes; Agaricales; Hydnangiaceae. The record is from RefSeq and is a predicted model, not a curated record.
AUGUGGAACUAUAUUGUCGAAGAAAAUGCGAUCGUGAAUGAGGUUGCAUUUGGACACGUCCAAUGGCGCGGCGAUGGUACAGGAUUCGUUUGUGGGGCAGGGAGCUUGGUCAGUGCUAUGGUAAUAGAGGGAACGAUGAGUCAAGGGAGCAGACGAGAGCAAAUGCAAGAAGAUACAGAGUAUAGCGAACAUAUGAAGACUCUCAGAGGUCGUUUGUCUCACAGCAAUGUGAAUGAAUACCCUCGCAGUUGA